GCUGUCCCCCGUGCUCCAAAGGCUGGGUUUAUUUGGGGAAUUCCUGCUAUUUCUACUCGAAAACCGGGAGCUCCUGGGAAAAUGCCCGGCGCUUCUGCUCAGCCCUGGGGGCGCAGCUGCUAGAGGUGGACGGCCCCGAGGAGAAGAAUCACAUCCGGACCAUGCUGCAAAGCUCCUCCUGGCUCGGCAUCAGCGACGAGGAGGUGGAGGGUACCUGGAAGCGGGCGAAUGGGACUAUCCUACCCCGAAAAAGCAGCUGGUGGCACAGGAGCGAGCCCAACGGCGGGCGGCAGGAAAACUGCGCGGCGGUGCGGGAGGAUGGCGAGUGGUAUGACUCCCCCUGCGCCAGCCAGCUCCCCUGGGUGUGCGAGGGGCACCCCUGA
Molecule: messenger RNA, 383 nt
Organism: Mesitornis unicolor (brown roatelo)
Lineage: Eukaryota; Metazoa; Chordata; Aves; Mesitornithiformes; Mesitornithidae
Product: CD209 antigen-like protein D
Exons: 3
Source: RefSeq, a predicted model, not a curated record